AUGGCUGACACAGAGGAACAAGUACCACCAAUAGAGGACGAAGAACCUGAAGAAACACCGGGAUAUAAAGCACCAGCGCAAAAAUCUUUGGACGAAAUAAAAAAUUUGGAUGCCGACGAUGAAUCUUUGGUAAAGUACAAGCAAACAUUGCUCGGCGGAGCUGCGGCUGCCGGCGGAGGUGAGAGUUAAUCGGUUCGAUAAUCAGUUCGUGGGACCCAAAUAUUCUUUACUGACGUUCGCAAUGUAUUUUUUCGUUCACAGCUGGAGAUGAUGGAGGACCUAAUGUCGUUGUUGAAAAAAUGUCAGUGAUCAUUGAAGGUCGACCCGAUAUUGACUUAGAUCUUACUGGUUUGUAUGAGAAUUUAACCCCACAUGCUCAUAGCUUGUAGCUUUUAGUUUCCCUUUCGUCAUCCUCUUACAGUCGUGAAGAUCCGCUCUCAUUUGACAUGCGAAAUUAGCCGAGUAGAAGUCUUAAUUACGAGUACAUUGAUCUUUUAUCCAUCCGUCCUCUUGGAAACUAAAACUUUACUGUGUGCGUGACAUUUUUGAAUUCGAACUCGGUGUUCUAUGUCAGUAUCAUGUGUAAACUCCAAAUAAAAUGUUUGUAAACUAAAAUGAUUUCAAUGGUUCUUUCUCGUCUUAACAGGCGAUUUGAGCAAACUUAAAGACAGUCCUUUCAUAAUCAAGGAAGGAGUUUCGUACAGGCUUAAAAUUACGUUUAGGGUAAGUGAUAAUAAAUUCUUUAGCUUAAUUUUUAAAUCUUUAAUUUGUGUUAGAUCCUUUUACAAUCGACAUUUUAGAGGAAAAAUAGUCAUAUGCAAAUCAUUUUGUUAUUUUCAUUUAUUCCCAGUGAGUUGUUUUGGUUUUGUCUUUGUUUUUAACUUGAACUUCCUUUUAGCAAUGGACAUCCUGAUAGCUAAUUAGCCAUACAUAUUACAAAGUAAUAAUUAGUUCAUAAUUUUUUGUUCUUUACAAUAGAAAGUAAAAUAGACUUGGUAUUUUAUUAUUGCUCUAAAUGUCCUUAAAGCCCCAUAAACAUAGGAAUUGUCUGCUACUGAACCAAAAACAAUGGAGAGUGUUUUGAAAUUCACGUACUUACUUGUCACAAGUUACAGCAAUGCCUGCUACAAAGAAGUUGCCCUGUAAUUUACCAUAAAUGAUCAAUUAAGUGCCGCUACUCGAAUAAGCGCCGCUCUUGAUAAGCACUGCGGCACCAAUUUGGGUAUAAUUUACAAAUAAACACCCUACCUUUGUUAUGGUGCUUGAUAUAAAGAGAUAUCAAAACUAUAUUGCUUGACAAAUAAGACCCUGACCAACUUGUGAGUUCUCAAGUUUGAAUGUGGGGAAACUUUUGAAAUGGAGUUCAUUUAACGGUUCGAGUUGUACACAUUUGUUUUUUUUCUUGCCCAGCUCUGAGUUUUCUCUACAUUCCCCUCAGUGUUUUACCUGUAGUUGGAAUUAGCGCUGCUCCCGGAUAAGCGCUACACCUAUAACAUGGAAAAUGAAAUAAGCGUCAUGGCACUUGAUCAGUCGUUGUGAAAGAGAGCUAACAAAGUGACAAAUUAAAGAGUAAUCAGAGUUAAAGCUUUUCACCAGGUAGCAGAAAAGAAAAGUUUCCUUAUUGAUGACAUCACAGACAUGUGACAUAAUUUUGGAGUAAAAAUGGCACCAACCAUGUGGCACAAAAUUUUUGUGGGAGUUUAUUUUUGCGGAAUGGCCAUUUUUUGUGUUUUGGGGGAACUAGUUUUAGAGAUUACUACAGAUUGGUUUUUCUUGAUGGGAAUUAAUUUUUGCGAUUUUCAGAAAGUAGCCAGAAUUGAUGAUAUUUUCGUUUUUAUUGAGUACGUGCAAUACUAAGCAAUACUACGGUGUGCAUACCCUAUGUAAAACCAGUAUUUCAUUGUUCCUGAACGAUAGAGACAAGUUGUAAUUGAACAGAUAAAUAAUGUUUGCUGUAAUCUUUAUUUGCGGGAACUUAUUUUUGUGGAUUGCUGGAAAAAUAUUGCAAAAAUUUUGUGAUACAUGCUUGCUGCUUAAGAGACUUAAUAAAACGUAUUAUAUUUAGUAAAGAUGUGUAACUUAAGUAGAAACAAUAGUGUCAGGGAAUAAAAAUUGGACGAAGCUAUUUGACAAAAUAGUGAGAUAGGAAUAACAUGAUAUGAGUAGAAAUAUAUUUCAGUAGUUUGAUAAUUUCCUUGUAAGUAAAUAAAUGUUAGGCUGUCAACCUUAAUGUUGCAUGAAGCGUAAUUUAAUUGCAGAUGUUGUAAAGCAAAGGUGAUUUCUUAAAAUUGUUUGAGCAAAUUUUCUAGUAAACAGUUUGGUUUCUUUACGUACAAAUUGUAAAAGAGACAAAGUCCAACAUCUUCACGUGCAAAUUGUGUGCAUGAGUUAUUUUUUAAAUUCUUCUUACUGGAUUACCUUAUUAUAGGAAAUAAAUGCUCAAUGAAAUUAAGGUAUUGGAAAUUGACACAACAUAAAUUAAUGCAAAUUUUGGAAAUUCGUAAACAAAAGCAAACAAAGACAAUUACAAACAAAACAACUUAAACAUAACAAAGCAUAAGGUUUUCAACAGUCUUAAUAGGUACCUGCCGCAGAGGCAGUUCGCAAAGCGAUAGUGAUGUGGUGGUAGGCUGAUAGGCAAAAUCAAACAAAAAACUCCUUACCUUGAAACUGAGACGUUUAUUAGUUAUUCCAACAGGGUUGGAAUAAAUACUAGAGGAACAGCUUGAAUUUGGAUAUUUUGUGGAUAUGUAUGUGUCUGGUAUUAAAUUUCACAAUUCUAAUAUUCGCGAGUAUUAGAUUUCGUGAGUAUUACAUUUCGCAAUUAUUCCAAAAUCAUGAAAAUCAUGAAAUUUGAGACUCGCAAAAUUAAGUAAUAAGGUCGUAACUGAUUACAGCUGAGAUCUAACAUGGUACGUGGUAGAGUUAACCAUGCUUUAUAAAAAGUCUUUUUCCACACUUUCUCCUGAAAGUGAGGUGUUUUGGUAGCAUUUGCCAACAUAAAACAGAAAUAGAGCCUAUUAGCAUUACAUGAGCAAGGGAUUUUAAAGUGCAGGGUUACGGUACAGGUGUUAAAACGAAACUGGUCAUGCAUGACAGAGCAUGGCUGUUAUAGUGUUUUGUGCAAGUUAGUGUGUAAUAGUUAAUUGCACUCCUUUUUUAGGUUAAGCGUGAGAUUGUUGCAGGUCUCAAGUAUCAUCAGGUAACCUCCAGGAAAGGAAUAAGAGGUAAGUUAAUUUGUUGUUAGCUUUGCAAAUUUCAAGAAAGUAUGGGCGUUUUUCUCUGUAAAGUAGUUCUAUUAGCUUUAAAGGAGUCUGGCCAGGAACUGGUCAUCUAGUCAAGCUUAUUGGCCAUGUUUUGCAUUACUCCCAUGUAUUGAUGUUGAGUGUAAAUUACUCAGGACCAAUUUACUAAGGUUGAACUUCUAUUCAGGGGACACCCUCAGGACCAAGCCAAGUGUCCCUUACAUGGAGGCUGGGCUGGGGUUUGUUAAUAAUUAACCAAAAAAUAGAACAUUUUUCUUUUAUCUGCAGUCAUUAUUUCAAGCACCUAGAUAAAUGUUUAAAAAUCAUGAUUUAAUUGUCUCCGCGAUGAUUUGGGUUGAAUUACCACAAGUUUAGUAAAUCGAUUUUAGUGAGAUAAUUACACGUUUCAAAAGCUGUAGCCAUUUUGACGACUGAACAAUGAAACAUUUAAGUGCGACUACUGUAACUGGGGCCAGUUAGACAAAGUUAACCAAUCAGUUUACAGGAAAAUAACAAUACAUUCCAAGAAAGUUGGUUAUGGGCCAAUCAGCAGUGUGGGAAAAUGGUAAAAAGUCUUGAGUUUUUUUUUCUUCAAAGCUACAAAAAGUGCUUUAUAAGUGAAGUUUUUUUCAUUUUGGUCAACCGUACGUUUGCACCUCAUCUUGAAGGAAGCUUUGUUCCUGCGUUUUUUAUUGAUCACCUAUUUGAUAACCUUGAGUCUGGAGAAAGAAAUUAUUUGUUUGGAAAAAAGUCUCGAAAAAUUCUUGAAAUUUAUGAAACCUUGAUAUACAAUGAUUGACAUCUGAGUGACAGUAUAAUUAAUGCUUCCAAAUUGUUUAGGGCAAGCUGUCUAUGAAGAAUUAGUUUGGGUAAAAGCCAGUCAGAAAUUGCCCUCAGUGGACCAAUAAUUUUUCUUUCACUUAAUGACUGACUGGAAAAAAAAAAUUUUCCAAAUCUUCCAAGUUUAUUUAGAACUAGGUGGCUAUGAAGAUUUGGCUUGAGAGUUUAGCCAAUCAGAAAUGAUAGAUAUUUUGAAGGGAUAAUGAUAUAAUUUAUCCCAUCGGACACUUUGCCAAAAUGAUGGGAGGCACUUAAAAAGUAAAACAUUUUUACUUUGAAGGAGGUUAGAUUACAAAUUUUGCAUACUCUAUAAUCCCAUACUUAUGACGGGUCACUACUCAGAUCUAGGUGGUGACACAUCAUCAGUAUGGAAUUUCUGCACUUGUUUAAAGUUCUCAGACAUCAUUUCGCGAGGGAACCAGUGCUGGCAUCACAACUUGUUUUCUCAGGCAAGCUUUGAGAUAGAUUACAGUCGUUUGUCUCAUUGUGUUUCAGUUGACAAGUCUUCUUUGAUGGUUGGAAGCUAUGGCCCAAAAGCGGAGCCCCAUGAAUAUCUUACACCCCCUGAAGAUGCUCCAAAGGGAAUGCUUGCUAGGGGGCACUAUAUUGCGAAGAGCAAGUUUGUAGAUGAUGAUAAAAAUUGCCACCUGGAGUGGGAGUGGGCAUUUGACAUUACUAAAGACUGGCAAUAAUGAGUUUUUGUACAAGAUGCAAUGUAAUUAUUUUU
Molecule: messenger RNA, 4812 nt
Organism: Porites lobata
Lineage: Eukaryota; Metazoa; Cnidaria; Anthozoa; Scleractinia; Poritidae
Source: the annotation of a GenBank genome assembly